GGGCCAAUGGAUGGAGGAAUAACGCCUAGCUCGGAGAGUUAAGACUAUUGAACCUAGUUGUGACUCGUCAACUGUUCUCUUGACAUUGUGCUACGAAAGAAACCAACUAAGUACUUGAGGGUCUUGGCAAGAUUAUGAAGGCCCGAACGUUCUCCCUUGUGUGUCUUUUGGCUUUAUUGUCCCAAACAUAUGGACUUGACAAUGGGCUUGCGCUCACUCCCCCCAUGGGCUGGAUGUCAUGGGAGCGAUUUCGUUGUAAUACGGAUUGCAAAAACGACCCUUUGAACUGCAUCAGCGAGAACUUGUUCAAGACAAUGGCAGACGAGAUGGUUUUAAAAGGGUUCAAGGAUGCAGGCUACGAGUACAUUAUCAUCGACGACUGUUGGCUGGAUCAUCAACGGGACGAGAACGGGAAACUGACGCCAGAUCCCGAGCGUUUCCCGUCAGGGAUCAAGGCCCUCGCUGACUACGUUCACAAUCUGGGAUUGAAGUUCGGUAUCUAUGAGGACUACGGGAACUUUACUUGCGGUGGAUACCCCGGCAUUUUGGGGUACCUUGAGCAAGAUGCCCAGACCUUUGCCGAAUGGGAAGUGGACUACAUCAAGUUGGAUGGAUGUUAUGUGGAUAUCCAUCAAAUGGACACCGGUUAUCCCGACUUUGGGGAUUAUUUGAACAAGACAGGUCGUCCAAUCGUGUACUCUUGUUCUUGGCCUGCUUAUUGGGAGGACGAGGUGCCAGAUUAUCCUAAGAUUGCGCAGUACUGCAACCUCUGGCGGAAUUAUGGCGAUAUUCAAGACAGCUGGACCGAUGUUUUGGACAUCAUUGACCAUUAUGGCGACCAACAAAACGUGUUUGCGCAAUUCGCCGGACCAGGACAAUGGAACGACCCUGACAUGUUGAUCAUUGGGAAUUUCGCUCUGAGCAUGGAACAAUCUAAGCUUCAAAUGGCUGUUUGGGCCGUGCUGGCUGCACCUUUGAUUAUGUCGAAUGAUCUUCGCAAUAUUCGUCCCGAAUUCACGGAGAUUUUGACCAACAGAAACGUGAUCAAAAUCAACCAAGACCCCUUGGGCCAUCAAGGAAGACGCAUGUUCCAGGAUAAGAAGGCACAAAUCGACAUCUACGUGAAGCAAGUCCUCCCCAUGGCCAAUGGAAAUACUUCCGGUGCCGUGGUGAUCAUGUACCGAGGUAACGAUGGAACCCCUGUCGAAGUAGAAUUUACACCGGAACAAAUUGGAUUAUCGCAUUUCAAUGGUUAUACCAUGUUUGAGGUGUUUGAGAAUGAAGAACUGGGCUUGGUGAUGCCAGCCGAGACCGUCAAAGUGAAAGUCAAUCCCAAUGGCGCACAACUUUUGAAGCUGGUUGCCAAUUCGGCACGUAUGUUCAAUGGAGUGGAGUCCUCUUGGCAUCCAAAUGCCAUUGAAUCAGCGGAUUCAUUGUCUAGCAUUAAAGUUUCGUCUAUGGGCAAGACUGGCUGGAAGAGCGACGACGAAUUGUAAAAAGCCAAACUUCGGGCCACGUUAAAAUGACGUUACGAUAUCGUUUUUUUUCAAUCCUUUUAUACGUAGAGAGUUAAAUUAUAUGUAAACAACGUUUUGAGA
This is a messenger RNA of Tigriopus californicus, 1598 nucleotides long. Its product is annotated as alpha-N-acetylgalactosaminidase-like. Bases 135 to 1496 code for a protein of 453 amino acids. Gene Ontology annotation, cellular component: cytoplasm. Gene Ontology annotation, biological process: oligosaccharide metabolic process; glycosylceramide catabolic process; glycoside catabolic process. The record is from RefSeq and is a predicted model, not a curated record. NCBI's taxonomy places the organism in Eukaryota, Metazoa, Arthropoda, Copepoda, Harpacticoida, Harpacticidae. The transcript is spliced from 7 exons. Gene Ontology annotation, molecular function: alpha-galactosidase activity.